CAGACAUGUUCCUUGAGCGCACUGUUCCGUCAACCCGGCCAGGAAACCUGAAAAAAACGCCUCAAAUCGAACGAAGAAAAGGGCUUCUCCGCCAUCAAACCGCCCAAGGUGGAUGCAUCGCUGCCCGCCCAAUUUUGGGCCCUGUCUGGGCAUUCCGCCUGGCCUCAUCCCAGCGUGUCCUGCAGACAGUGCCCGGGGCCUCGCGCUCUUGAGGUGGCGAUCGCUCAACUCCCCGGCUGGCACCCUCCAUCCACAAUCCUACCCGGCGUCAUCCCCAGCACAUCCAUCGAUUUUUGGCCAGAGUCCGCAACAAACAAACAAGCAGCCUCAUUUCGUUCCCCGUGCUGCCCUGCUUGAAAUUCCUGCCCCCUUUCGACGCAACACCUCGCACCCCCAGCCUCACGCCCGCUCAGCCUAGAAAAGCCGCCUGAAUCUCGGAUUCCACCUCACAAAAUGAACACCAUCGCCAGCCAGUAUACACACGCGGCGCAGUCCCAACUCCACAACGAGUACAGCACGGGCACAGCCAACUUGGCUGCGUCGACGCCGCAAUUGCUGUUGGCGCCCAGCAUCGAAGUGCCGCAGAUCCUGAAACCCGCCGAGUUCUUGCGGGCCCAUACAGACCACGCCGCCAACCCGGACUGCAAAAUCAAAAUUGCGCACGGCACCACGACCUUGGCGUUCCGCUUCCAGGGCGGCAUUGUGGUUGCCGUCGAUUCGCGUGCCACGGCCGGGAACUGGGUUGCAUCGCAGACCGUCAACAAGGUGAUCCGAAUCAACCCGUUUUUGUUGGGCACAAUGGCCGGAGGCGCCGCGGACUGCCAGUACUGGGAGACCUGGUUGGGCACGCAGUGCCGCUUGCACGAGUUGCGUGAGAAGGAGCGCAUCUCCGUGGCCGCCGCCCUGAAGAUCUUGGGCAACUUGGUCUACCAGUACAAAGGCAUGGGCUUGUCCAUGGGCACCAUGGUGUGCGGGUACACGAAGAAGGAGGGCCCUGCAAUCUACUACGUGGACUCCGACGGUACCAGAAUGAAAGGGGACAUGUUCUGUGUGGGGUCGGGCCAGACCUUCGCCUACGGUGUCUUGGACUCCGAGUACAACUGGGACAUGUCCGUCGAGGACGCCUUGUACUUGGGCAAGAGAUCCAUCUUGGCCGCUGCGCACAGAGACGCCUUCUCGGGAGGCUCCAUCAACUUGUACCACGUGACCGAGAGCGGGUGGGUGUACCACGGCAACCACAACGUCGGCGACAUCUUCUACGACAUCAAAGAGACCGAGAAGUCGUUCAACAAUGUCGACGGAUGAGGCGCUGUGCAGCGCGCGGCCCGCACUCUCGCUUCCCAGCCCCGCGAGCCGGGUUUUUGGCCACCAGCCGCCGAGGGCAUCCCGAUGCGCAGCGGAGAGCUUCGUGUGGUCAAUUGACGUGGCCGGGGAAGCUGGGUCGCCGCGGCCAGGAGCCGUUCCGUUGCAAGCAUCCGCUCCAGUACGCGAGUGAAGCCGGCAAGUAGUGUAGAUACGGCACAAUAAAAGAGAUCAUCAA
Molecule: messenger RNA, 1540 nt
Organism: Metschnikowia bicuspidata var. bicuspidata NRRL YB-4993
Lineage: Eukaryota; Fungi; Ascomycota; Pichiomycetes; Serinales; Metschnikowiaceae
Gene: PRE2
Product: proteasome core particle subunit beta 5
Exons: 1
Coding region: 454-1305 (283 amino acids)
Cellular component (GO): proteasome core complex
Molecular function (GO): threonine-type endopeptidase activity
Source: RefSeq, a predicted model, not a curated record